Molecule: messenger RNA, 6252 nt
Organism: Phytophthora infestans T30-4
Lineage: Eukaryota; Oomycota; Peronosporomycetes; Peronosporales; Peronosporaceae
Exons: 3
Coding region: 1-6252 (2083 amino acids)
Source: RefSeq, a predicted model, not a curated record
AUGCUGACCAUGCCGCGCAAUCUCGAAAUAUUGGGUAGCCUGUGUUUAACAGCGCAGCGAGCUCUCGCCCCAGCUGAGGCAACGUCUGAAAUGACAAGAUUACCAGCGCUGAGUCCUACGACAUGGCAGCACGUUGAAUGUGUCUGGAAUCCUACCUUGUACGGUACAGCUCUUACGUGGAUGGACUCAAGUGGCAUCAAGAUUGACCCGUUUGCAGCCACAGAGGCCAGUGUGAUUAAUAGCUUCGUUGAGCCGAUGCCUGGAGGAUUCCGCGACUUUCAGUGGAUGAAUAAUUGGCCUGGUCAGAGCGAUACACGAGGAAAUUUAAGCUACGCAAACUUACACCAGCAGCCGGACGAUUUUGAGAAGAGCGCUUUCAUUGCUCUGGGGUCAUUGCGUGCAUUCCCGAACCAGCAAUAUCGAAAGUUGCAGUGGGCUCUUCUUGAAGACAACCUUCCGUGGUCGAACGCUUGCGUGGCAACCAUUGUGCGGCAGUCACUGUACCAAGUUGGAUCUCUCACUGACGAAGUGAACCCUCAACUGCUGUGGAAAACCGACAUGCUUAGUGGUAACGAGGGUCUAGACACGUUCUGUGCUACGCUUGCGAGUAUUACGGACAAACUUGAACAGACUCGGCGCAAUUUUGAGAAUGUGCCGCUUCUCAGCGAGCUUGCAGGCUUUGCGUUGCAGUAUUCGAACAAUGCACGGCAAAUUGUGAAGAUGUUUGGUGGAAUGACGCGGCGUUGGGCGGAAGAAACGCGCUCGGAGUACAAGGAGGAAUCGUCGCCUGAUCGAAUCGCUAGAAUCCGCCGAAAGGAGUGCGUACUUUAUGGCUUCGCUGUGCUGGCUUACAGUCUGGGACCAUGGGACGACGAAGCAGCUCAAGAAGUUUGUGAGCUGAUUGUGCUAUUUCGUACUUCUUUCCUGUGUGCGAGUAUUAAUCUGAGGUCCAACGAUCAGAUGCUUCGCACGGAGAGCAAGAUCGUUGAGAUGAUGUCUCGUCGGAUUGCAGAGCUGGUUGCUUACGUGAAGAAUAGUGGCAUUGAUACAGUGCUUACUGGUUUAAUGCGUUUGGUGAGUGCAACGUCACCAGAGAGACUGGAGUGGAAGCAGUUUAGCGAAUUGUCGACAAAUGGUGAGCAGUUCGGAUGCUGCUUCGAAGCGAUCGACACACGGAUGGAUACUCAUUACGCGAUUAACUUGUUCACGGGCGUCGUUCUGACAGAUGGCUACGCACCUGGAGGCCUCCCAGUCGACAUUCGUCGGCAUGAAAGAUUUCAGAGUUUGUUUGGGCCCAGCAACUUUGAAGUAUUCUCUACGAACGGCGUGCUCCGAACGGAACGAACGUAUUGUGGUCGGUUGUAUGAUUUCGCAUUGGAUCAAGAGCUUUUUGUCCAAGAACUAAGCGUAGACUCUUGUGGAGAGAUCACCAGUACACUUCAGCUAUGCACUACCAGUUGGGUAAACGCAUUGAGGUAUCUGCUCCCAGCUCAGCUACGGAAAUUGUAUUCACACUGGUACUGGGUGGAAGAGAACUGUGUACUCUUCCGACCAAAGGAGGCGAAAUGUCACGAAGUGUUUUUUAUGGCUACAUUUGGCGAAGGUGGCUCUCUCCGAUGCUACAAAGUGCCAUUCAGCGACACCAAGCGUCCAUGCGAUCAACUCUUGAGCCAUCUUGACGACUAUGACCAGUUUGUUCAGAGAGAUGGCCCGCUGUUGAGCAUUUUCAAGAUUCUGACAAAGUUCGAAGCAGUGAAAUUCCUUCAUCCGCUGAGAUCUCCUGAAGGUAUUCUGAAGAUCGAGUUACCUCGGUUCAAACUUACGUUUGCCUUGAACAGCAACAUGGAACUCGAAUCCGUGGAGCACAAAGGCUACAUCUUGGCGACAAGCCAGCAGUUCGAUGAUUUUCUUCCAAGAUUCAGUCGGUAUCUACUGCUGGAACUUCAGGACAAGUCCCAUACAGCUCAGUCCGAACUCCGGAUGCUCCUUCCCGUUGGCGGUGUGGGUGAAUCUGACGGGACGGUUGAAAUCACAAUCUCCAAGACGGCGGAUAGUCGCGUGGAUGUACAUUGCUAUGACGUCCAUCGGCGCUUGAAGACUUUUGAAACGGAGACGAUCGCUGCGAGACUGCAGCUAGGUGCUGUAUGUACUCGAGCAGGGACAAACGCUCCAAGCAAACGCCUGCAGAUGACAGGAGCGGAGGCAGCUGUACAAAUGCUACGAGCGUGUCGAUCGAGUCGACCAUAUUCAUCUUUUGAGAGGGAUACUUUGUUCACGAUCUAUAAGUUGAGUUAUCGCGAACCAGCAGUGAAGAUUUUGGCUGUGGCGCUGCUUCGAGAGGCGAACCGUCUUGGAUUCCUCUUUGGUCACACACAGGUGAUGAAUACUGCGAUGGCUUGCAUUGACGAAGAAACAGAGUACGAUGUUAUGUGUAUGCAGCGAGUCCAGCGUAACCCGUUACGUUCUCAGUUUCGAAGUAACGAAGAGGAAUUCGUGCUUGGAUACGUGCAGCACGCGUCUGUUCCUGUUCCCGCGAUAGAAAUUGUGUCGUGUCGGCCAUCCCCAGUGGCUGAUGAUUACGUCAAGUCUGUCGAGGCGAAGCUGAAGUUUUUUCUUCGGAUCGAGACGGUAACAGCGAAAGAUGCCCCCCAGCUGCCGCUAAAUACCGAUACAGUAAACGCCAUGAGCAAAGGGAUGCUAGAUGAGCUACAGAUGAGCUGGGAAAAUUUCCAUUCCCAAGUCGAACCGACGCUCAUGACGUCACCGAAAGAGCUGGUCGGAUCAUUUACGUCGCUGCUCAGUGAGGUAUCAAGCCGCCGCUUCGAGAUGGAAUCAUACUUAAGGGAAUCUUAUUCUAAGGCUACAAGCAGUACGCGUGAUCAACUUCUCGCUCUCGCUAACUAUUUGCCGAUACUUACGGUAACUGAUAUAGUCCAGUGUGGAUUUGAUGAGGAAACGCAGCAUACUUUUACGCCAAAGUUGAGCGAGGAGUCUAGAGAAGAAUUCAAGAAAGCAGUUCUCAAGUACAUGGAGUUGUGCGUUUUAGAAGACAAACUGGAGAGGCUAAUCUGGAAGGCUACGCGCGGUGACGAGUUGUCAGAUGCUCAGCUGGUAGAUGAACUCGUGAACAUUCGUCAGUGGCAGUCGGUAGAAUUCCCGUACUGGUUGGCGUUUGAGGUGGAAGGGAGACUUCAGAUCCGCCACGAGCAGUUCGUCAUUGCGCAACAUCUCAUCAAUGGCCCCGGAACCGUCUGCCAGCUUAACAUGGGUCGUGGCAAGACUCGCGUGAUUCUCCCGAUGCUGUUUCUGCAUUUUACGCUACGUCGUUGUCCUCGAGUCAUUCGUGCGCAUUUCUUGAGUCCUUUACUGAGUGAGGCGCGGCACUUCAUGCACCGCUAUUUGUCGGCAUCCAGCGCGCACUUGGGUGUGUUCGAGCAGCCAUUCCACCGGCAGAUCGACUUGAAUGCUCGCAGACUCGAGUUUAUUCGUGAUAACCUUGAAGAGUUAAAGCGUUUUGGUGGUGUUCAGUUGGUGGCUCCCGAGCAUCGCAUGUCACUGGAGCUGAAGCGAUUAGAGUUGGGAAAUGAAGGCCCAAUCGUUGAAGUGCUCGACGAAAUUCUUGACGGCGAUCAGUUUGUCGACGUUCUGGACGAGUGCGACGCUCUUCUUCACCACAAAUAUCACGUGGUGUAUGCAGUAGGCACGCCAAUCCCUCUUUGUAGUGGCGUUGAGCGUUGGAAGGCUGCAGAGGCGCUUUUACGGGUGGUGGCGGAUCGAUCUCUUGGCUCUCGAGUCGCUGCCGUGCUUCAGGCUUCGCAUGUUUCCUGUGUCUCGCCAGACUAUUCAACACGUUUAGGUGCUUAUGAUGGAACUCGGCUGAACACUGUAGUGGAGAGUACGAAAUCACGACGAGAAGAGCUCAAGAGGGCUCUAGUGCUGGAUCUGAUCGACAGCGCUCCGUUUGAAUUGAUGUGGCUCAACGCUUUUGGCUCGACCGCAGCUCGAGAAUCGCUUGUGAGGGCGAUAGCUGAGUCGACUGUGAGUUUGGAGCAAGCCCUUGGUACCCACAUGUCCAAGUUCAGACCUUAUACUUCGCAGUUGCUCGCGUUGAGAGGACUGGUAGCGUUUGGGGUGCUCGAACACUGUCUGGAGAAGCGCUAUCGAGUCAAUUUCGGACUUCCGCCCCCGCAUUCACGGCCGAAGAAAAUCGCGAUUCCAUUCCGUGCUGCUGAUGUGCCUUCAGAGAGAUCAGAGUUCAGCCACCCUGACGUUUGCAUCGUUCUCACACUACUGGGAUACUAUCACAGAGGCCUGACUAACAAGGAGCUUCGAAGUACGUUUCAGACGUUGUUGCGGUUGGAUAUCUCGGAGCAGCAGCAGUUGUACGAUCAAUGUCUUGCCGAUGCUCGGCAGUUUGAAGCGCUCUGCCAGGUCUAUCGGUUUUCUAUGGGAGCCAUCAACUUUUACCUCAACACGUGCGUAUUUCCCAAGGACACACAGCAGUACCCGCAACGUUUGUCCAGAACGGCGUGGAAUCUCGCUGCAGGAGCGAACAACAUCGGAUUCUCUGGAACGAACGACAAUCACCGCCUCCUCCCUCUCUCAGUGACGCAGCGUGAGCCAGAGGAGCCUUCGUUGCUGGGCACCAAUGGAAAAAUGAUCGACAAGAUCCUGCAAGUGACUCACAGCUACGAGGUGAUUCAUCCAAGCCCCGAUCGUUCUUCGAUUCCAUGGCAGAGUGUUCUUUUAUUCGCCAUGGACAAGAAGGCACAAGCUCUAAUUGACACUGGGGCUCUACUUGCUGGCGUGGCAAACCACGACGCAGCAAAGUUCCUUCUUGAACAGAGUGAAUUUGAAUUCGCGGGCGUGACAUACUACGACAGUCGGGACGAGAACAACUGCUGGAUGAUCGCAGAGAAGGCUCGACGUAUCGAGGUGCCUCUGAAGAAGUCGUCGAUGUUGGAGAAGGAGACGUUCGUCAUCUUUGACGAGGCUCGCUCACGAGGUUCCGACAUGAAGCUGCUUCCAGAUGCCGCCGCUGUAUUGACGUUGGGACCGAAACUCACCAAGGACAAGCUGAUGCAGGGAGCUGGUCGCAUGAGGCAGCUCGGAUGCAGCCAGAGUCUUUGGAUUGCAAGCUUCGAUGAGGUUGCGCAGAGUAUUCUCCAGAUUGGUGGCCAACGCGAGCUGUCGAGCGUUUCUGCAAUCGAUGUGCUGAAUUGGGUCAUGGAUAACACUAAGACGGAGGCGGUGCGUGGGUUACUCGAGUGGGCUGGCAAUGGGAUCCACUUCCGAACGACUCAGCUCAAUCGAGACAAAGAGCUGGUCGACGAACACUGGGAACUUGAGACGUUGUAUCGAGAGAAGCUGCACGUUGACAAGUUGGCCCAAGUGAUUCGAUCGAAGGCUCUAUUGGCUUUCAAAGACUCGGCUGAUGAGCUGGUCAACGAGAUCUGUGGUCGAGGGCUUGUAUUUGGCCUUGACGAUGAAGUGUGCAUCACGUCCCACACCGAUGAAUGCGAGCGAGAGCUGCAGAUUGAAGAGGAGGUGCAACAAGAAAGAGAACUCCAAGUGAUAAAGUGCUCUCCGUCGAGAGAGAAGCGGUGGGCGUAUGAUAAAAUCCUGAGGGCCAAGUCAGUUGGAGACCUCAGUGGAGCUGUCCAAGUGCUCGAGAUCUCGAAAUUCAUACGUCGAUCGAUCUCUCCGAGAGAAAUGGGAGAUCUCGACUGGACCAGCACCCACAUUUACGGAACGAUCAAUUUCUGCACGACAAUCCAGACGCGAAGUGAUGCGAGAUGCUUGAACGAGUUCCUUCGAGUGAUUGAUGUCGUGUUGGUGUUCACGAAUGGCGACGUGUUGCUGGUGUCGGAGUGCGAAGCUGACCACAUUCUGGAGCUGCUCUGGACGACGACUCGUGGAGACACAACCGCAUGCAGUUUUUUUAGCUUCGUGAAUCUCGCCUUUGCUUGCGAAACUCUCGGCCGCGUUGGUGCAUCAACCAAGUUUCUCGAUGCGCAUCUGGCACUUGGCUCGAGUCUUGAUCGAAAUCUGCCACUGCUGUCGGUGAUUGCGUGUCAUAUCUACAACGGAGAGACGAUGCUGGCGAAGCACCAGGAAGAUACUGCAGAGCCCACCUUCCGUGAGUUUCUUGGUCCUUUGUCUCAACGAGAAGCCACACUGAGUAACUUUAUCAAGUCACGAGGCAAUAGCCACAAGUGGACAAGAUCGUUCCUACCUGCCGCAUGGAUCUAG